AUGUUAAAAUUUCAUUGCGUGUCAUCGAUUUUAGUUUUACUACAAUUAUUUGACUCUAAUUUGGCCAUAACCACCGAUACGAACGCGGAUAGUGUUAACGAAUUUCAAUAUUGUUUACGAGAGUCAACACAUCCCAAUUUAAGGGAGUGUGUUGGUCGUACGGCCAUUAAUUUUCUGCAACGUUUCGAUGAAAAGGAUAAUUUUACAUUUGCAGACAGUGUAAUUGCGGCGCGUGACGACAAUGUGGCAUCCAGGUCAUUAGUGAAUUUUUUGGAUACUGAUCCCGUAGAUUUUAGAGGCAUUUUAGAAAAUGCUGGAGCCGUAUUUAGUCAACGAGCUCUUGAAUUCCACAUGGAUGCCAUAUACCCCGGCUUAAUGUUUAAAAUUGGCCCCUCUGCAGAUUCCAAUAGUGUGGCACAAUUUAUGUUAGACCCUACAGUAGAUGAAAGAAAUUUCAACUAUGAAGAACCUUCAACAGCACGCAUCUUAACCAAACAAUAUGUGUUGCCAUUUUUACUUGGACUAAAAUUCAACUUGGUAGCACUGGUGCCAAUACUGUUCACCGUAAUUUGUCUGCUACUGAAGAAAUCUCUUUUCAUAGCCAAGUUAGUAGUUUAUAUUAGCAGCAUUUUAGGCGUUGGUGGAAUUGCUGGUGCUUUGGGUACAUUUGGAGGUGGCUUGGGAGGUUUAUUUAGUGGUCAUAGUUUUGGGGGUGGUAUUCCACCUCAGCCUCCUCAUGGACAUGCAUAUGGUGGAGCGAAUUUUGGUGCUGUAGGUGGAGGUGUUGGCGGAGGUUUAGGUGUAUAUCCUGGUAAAAAUACUGUUUAUUCCCAAUAUGAACAAGAUGAAUUACAGCACAUUUCACCAUACAAGAGACAAGAUCGGAAAGUGGUGUUUGAGAAGACAAGAGAAAAUACUGGACGUGUUAGUGGCAACAACAAUAAUAACCAUAAUGUGCGAUCAACUCCAGCGCCCGUUGUUUUAGCUACUCCUGCUACAGAUCGAUUCUAUGAAUAUGAGAAACAGGUUCUUAUGCAAGAUCGUAGUGGUAAAUUGCGCCAUUCUAAUAGUAAAUUGGGACUUUCGGCUUAUGAUGAAGAUGAGGAGGAGGUGGCUGGUGUUAUAAACGUUGCACCCAGUCAUCGUUUUAAGACUAGUGACAAUUCGGGUUGGAAAGUGGUAAAUUUAAGAACAUUAGACAUAGCCAUUGCCAAUAAUGAUACAUGGCAAUUUAGUGAUUUUUUAGUUAUUGAAAAAAAUGCUGCCGCCAGCCCCUCCUCCACUAACAAGGAAACUCAUGACAAAUUACAACAUCUAUCAAAUGGACGCUCUUUAAGUGAUACAUUAGCUGUGAAAAUGUUACAAUUGGCUCGAACGCGUUCAUUAAAAUUACAAUUACCCACAUCCAUUAACAAUUUCUUUAAUAAACGCAGCAUUUCCACGGCUUUAGAUGAUUUUAAUGCGGAUGCCAAUGCUGUGGAGAGUGGUCGCAAGAAAAAGGACAAAGACAAGAACAUGGCAAUGAUGGGCGGUAUGGCGAUGCUGGCAAUGGUUGCACAAAUGUUUCUGGGCAAAGUGAUACUGAUAGCGGGCGCUGCAUUUGUUAUGGCCAAGGUGGCUUUGCUCAUCUCUGUACUGGGCAGUCUCAAAAAGGGAUCGGGUGGUAGUGGCGGUGGUACCGAUCACGUCAUUGUUACCGGCGGUGGUGGUGGCGGUAGCAGUGGUGGCCAUAGCCAUGAGCACAGCUCGGGUUGGCAUCGUAGCAUGCCCUAUGAUUACAAUAAACUCGAAAUAGUAGCAGCCGAUGAACACAAAUUCACUGAGCCGGUAACUUAUUAUGAAGUUGCCGAAAAUGACGAAUUCAAACGAAGAAAUCAAUAUCAACUGCCGCCAAAACAACAAAAUAAUUUGAAUAAAGUACAUUUUUAA
Molecule: messenger RNA, 1929 nt
Organism: Calliphora vicina (urban bluebottle blowfly)
Lineage: Eukaryota; Metazoa; Arthropoda; Insecta; Diptera; Calliphoridae
Exons: 6
Coding region: 1-1929 (642 amino acids)
Cellular component (GO): membrane
Source: RefSeq, a predicted model, not a curated record